UUUGUUACGUCGUGGUUUUUGUUAAAAGUUGGUGCUUUUUGCGGGUAAAACGAAUAAAUAAUGUCUGUGCCUUUCAGCGGCGCCCUACGCCGCUCGGGCGGCAUUGUUUCAGCCAUUGGCAAGCAGCUGAAGAGCGUGAAUUUGAAGGGCGUUAAGCGAAUCACCGUGCAGUUUGAUCCGUUUGCGGAAAACGUCAAGUCCACACGAGAAUUCCUUUUCCUGCUCUCCACACCCAAAGUGGCACUCACGAAUCCCAAGUGCGUAGUUAAAUCGGAAAUUGUAUGCAAUCGCCAGCCGGCCAACAUCAAGUUUGCUUUGAUUGACUCAGCCCAAGAACAAGCUAAAGUCAAGGAGAUACGAUUCAACAGUGAUAACAUCAACACUCUAGAGCUCCUGCAGCUGUGCAACAGACACGUGUCCAGCUUGGCACCACCCGAGGAGAUCACCAACAAGGUCCUGACCAAGGCGGAAAAACAGAAGCUCGGAGGAGGCGCCGGUGGUGGAAAGAAGACUUCCAAAAAGAAGUAA
Messenger RNA from Drosophila elegans, 528 nucleotides. RefSeq lists its product as uncharacterized. The record is from RefSeq and is a predicted model, not a curated record. NCBI's taxonomy places the organism in Eukaryota, Metazoa, Arthropoda, Insecta, Diptera, Drosophilidae. The coding region runs from base 61 to 528 and encodes 155 amino acids. The transcript has 3 exons. Gene Ontology annotation, cellular component: mitochondrial large ribosomal subunit.